Fonsecaea multimorphosa CBS 102226 is the source of this 1716-nucleotide messenger RNA. RefSeq lists its product as uncharacterized. The record is from RefSeq and is a predicted model, not a curated record. The coding region runs from base 1 to 1716 and encodes 571 amino acids. Lineage: Eukaryota; Fungi; Ascomycota; Eurotiomycetes; Chaetothyriales; Herpotrichiellaceae. Gene Ontology annotation, biological process: transmembrane transport. Gene Ontology annotation, molecular function: transmembrane transporter activity. The transcript has a single exon.
AUGGAGACGAUAGAGAGGAUUCUGUCGAGACCUGUCGCCAAACCCUACCGUUCUCGAAAGAUCGACCCCUCCGUUAAGCCGUAUCUGAACAGUUAUGGCCAGGUCGAUUUUGCCCCCGGUGACAUCGAAAACCCCCGAGAAUGGUCAACGGCCCGUCGAUGGUACUGUACACUUGUGGGCGUGACUCUGGUCUGCAAUGCCACAUUUGCUUCGUCCAGCCCCUCGGGGUCUCUGCGUGGCAUUGCUAAAGAGUUCCACGUUUCUGAGGUCGCAGCUGGCCUCGUUGUCACCCUAUUUCUGCUGGGGUACGUGGCGGGGCCUUUGAUCUUUGCUCCCUUGUCCGAAUUCUACGGCCGGCGAUAUGUCUUCUACGUCACUUUCAGUCUCUAUGUGGUGUUCAACUUCCUCUGUGCCUUUGCACCCAACUUUGCGUCGUUGCUAAUUGGACGCCUCUUGACCGGCACGUUUGCGAGUGCCCCUUUGACCAAUGCUCCCGGAGUGCUUGCCGAUGUCUGGGGACCGGUUGAACGUGGGAAUGCAAUGGCUAUCUUUAGUAUGAUGACCUUCAUCGGCCCUUCCAUCGGGCCUGUUAUUUCCGGGUUCCUCGAGCUCAAGGAAGAUUGGAGAUGGUCGUUCUAUGUGCUGCUGUGGUUGGGAGGAGCGACCGAACUGCUCAUGUUCACCAUCCCCGAAACAUAUCCCCCGCUAGUCCUGAUCAACAAGGCGCGUCGACUGAGAGCUACCGGAAUUCCCGAGUAUCAGAACCUCCAAGCCCCGGCUGAAGCAGAGGGCCGAAGGCUGGCCGAUAUGUUCAAGGUCGCAUUGCUACGACCUUGGCAGAUCCUUUUCGACACCAUCUCAAUGCUUGUCGCCGUCUACAUUUCGGUCGUCUAUCUGCUGCUGUACAUGCUCUUUACAAUAUACCCGAUUGUUUUCCAAGAGAAGCGCGGCUGGAACUCUGGGGUUGGCGAGCUUCCGCUGAUCGGGACUGUUAUUGGGGCAUGCAUUGGCGGGACCAUUAUUUUCUACGUCUCUUCGCGAGACAAGAAACGAAUGAUGGCCGGUAUCCCGCGGAAACCAGAAGACCGAUUGCCCGUCGCGAUGAUUGGCGGCAUCAUGUUUGCUGUGACCAUGUUUUGGUUUGCAUGGACGGCCAACUUCAACAGCAUCCACUGGAUUGUCCCGACCCUCGCGGGCACGUUCUUGUCGACUUCGAUCCUCCUCAUAUUCGUCGCUUACCUGAACUACCUUACGGACACCUACUUGAUGUACACGGCCAGCGCAAUGGCAGCAAACACCAUCUGUCGGUCGGCUUGUGGUGCGGCUGCACCUCUCUUUACGAAUCAGAUGUUCAGUGCACUAGGAGUAGGCGGCGGUGGCUCGCUUAUUGCGGGUGUUGCAUGCCUUCUCGCGCCAAUCCCUUUCAUCUUCUACAAGUACGGCGAACGAAUUCGACGACAAAGUCGAUUUGCUCCUACCGACCUCCCUCCGCCCCGAGAUGAGGAGAGCCAGGACGAAGAGGCUAAAGAGCCUGUAGAGGUGGAAGCUCCGUCGAGUUCAAGCUCGGGUUCGACAAUUUCCAGUCUCCGUUCUGAAAGCUCCUCACAAGUUCAUGCCGAGCCCUCAGCUGUUGUUGGGGAGAAGCACGGUGAGUCAGAAGCAGAACCUCGCCACGAGCCGGGACAUGAGGCGGGCGAGAAGAAAGAGCUUGCUUGA